Molecule: messenger RNA, 4965 nt
Organism: Bubalus bubalis (water buffalo)
Lineage: Eukaryota; Metazoa; Chordata; Mammalia; Artiodactyla; Bovidae
Gene: TRPC3
Product: transient receptor potential cation channel subfamily C member 3
Exons: 9
Coding region: 712-3033 (773 amino acids)
Biological process (GO): regulation of cytosolic calcium ion concentration; calcium ion transmembrane transport; manganese ion transport
Cellular component (GO): cation channel complex; membrane
Molecular function (GO): protein binding; store-operated calcium channel activity; inositol 1,4,5 trisphosphate binding
Source: RefSeq, a predicted model, not a curated record
GAUCCUGAAAGAUAGUACUUGGCCUAAAUACUGGACUUUGUGUGUGUGUGUCAAUGAUCUUAUUUAGUUAAAAAUAUGCAAUGACUUAUGAGGAUUGUUCUGGCCUAAUUCUUGAAAAUUUAUUAUCUUUAGCCUUCAAGCGUAGUGCUUUGGUGCCAAGUACCUGUUUGCCCCUAUUUUCAAGACUUUUUAAAGCAGCAGUUAACUUUAUUCCCACAGGUAUGAUGAGUCCUGUCUUUACCAGGGUCACAAAGGGAGACCUGGAAAUCGUUUAUGUUAUUAUUCCUUAUGAAUGUCAUUCUCUAUGGCAGGGGACCCCAACCUCGGGUCAGAUCAGCCAGGGCAUUAGGUGAGCAAUUAAAGUGCACAAUAGAUGUGAUGUAAUGUGCAGAAACCAUCCCCUCCACCCUGGUGGUAAAAUUGCCUCCCACAAAACGGGUCCCUGGUGCCAAAAAGGUUGGUGAUGGCUGCUCUGUGGAACAAGAACUCUUGUUCUGAAGGGUUUCUGCUUUCUGGGUUCCAGCAGCCCUUAUUAGGUGCAGGUGUAAAACUUCAGGCGAGUCUUAGCGUAUGACCUGGCUGUCCUCAGGCCACAGAUCUGCCGUGUGUGUGACCUGUACUCCAGACAUGGCGCGAUAUGUGGAAAGAAGCAAUAUGCCCUAAUAUUCAACAGCUGGGGUUUUGUUGUUGUUGCUGCUGCUGAUUAGGUCAAUGGAGGAAAGCCCAUCCCUGAGGCGCAAGACGGUGAUGCGGGAGAAGGGCCGGCGCCAAGCCGUCCGGGGACCGGCCUUCAUGUUCAACGACCGGGGUACCAGCCUCACUGCGGAGGAGGAGCGCUUCCUCGACGCCGCCGAGUAUGGCAACAUCCCGGUGGUGCGCAAGAUGCUGGAGGAGUCCAAGACGCUGAAUGUCAACUGCGUGGACUACAUGGGCCAGAACGCGCUGCAGCUGGCGGUGGGCAAUGAGCACCUGGAGGUGACCGAGCUGCUGCUCAAGAAGGAGAACUUGGCACGCAUCGGCGACGCCCUGCUGCUCGCCAUCAGCAAGGGCUACGUGCGCAUCGUGGAAGCCAUCCUCAACCACCCCGGGUUCGCGGCCAGCAAGCGCCUAACCCUGAGCCCCUGCGAGCAGGAGCUGCAGGACGACGACUUUUACGCUUACGACGAGGACGGCACACGCUUCUCCCCGGACAUCACCCCCAUCAUCCUGGCGGCGCACUGCCAGAAGUACGAGGUGGUGCAUAUGCUGCUGAUGAAGGGCGCCAGGAUCGAGCGGCCGCAUGACUAUUUCUGCAAGUGCGGGGACUGCACAGAAAAGCAGAGGCACGACUCUUUCAGCCACUCGCGCUCAAGGAUCAAUGCCUACAAGGGGCUGGCCAGUCCGGCUUAUCUGUCCUUGUCUAGCGAGGACCCUGUGCUCACUGCCCUGGAGCUCAGCAACGAGCUGGCCAAGCUGGCCAACAUAGAGAAGGAGUUCAAGAAUGACUAUAGGAAGCUCUCCAUGCAAUGCAAAGACUUCGUGGUGGGUGUGCUGGAUCUUUGCAGAGACUCAGAAGAGGUAGAAGCCAUUCUGAAUGGAGACCUGGAAUCGGCAGAUCCUCUGGAGAUGCACAGGCAUAAAGCUUCACUGAGUCGGGUCAAACUUGCCAUUAAGUAUGAAGUCAAAAAGUUCGUGGCUCACCCCAACUGCCAGCAGCAGCUCUUGACAAUCUGGUACGAGAACCUCUCAGGCCUGCGGGAACAGACGGUAGCUAUCAAGUGUCUGGUGGUGCUGGUCGUGGCCUUGGGCCUUCCGUUUCUUGCCAUCGGCUACUGGAUCGCACCUUGCAGCAGGCUGGGGAAAGUUCUGCGAAGUCCUUUUAUGAAGUUUGUAGCACACGCUGCUUCUUUCAUCAUCUUCCUGGGCCUGCUUGUUUUCAAUGCCUCAGACAGAUUUGAAGGAAUCACCACAUUGCCAAACAUCACUGUUAUCGACUAUCCCAAACAGAUUUUCAGGGUGAAAACCACACAGUUCACUUGGACUGAAAUGCUCAUUAUGGUCUGGGUUCUUGGAAUGAUGUGGUCUGAGUGCAAGGAGCUCUGGCUAGAAGGACCCAGGGAGUACAUUUUGCAGUUGUGGAAUGUUCUAGACUUUGGCAUGCUCUCCAUCUUCAUCGCUGCUUUCACGGCCAGAUUCCUGGCUUUCCUUCAGGCAACGAAGGCACAACAGUAUGUGGACAGUUAUGUUCAAGAGAGUGACCUCAGUGAAGUUACACUACCACCAGAGAUACAGUAUUUCACUUACGCUAGAGAUAAAUGGCUCCCUUCUGACCCUCAGAUCAUAUCUGAAGGCCUCUAUGCCAUAGCUGUUGUGCUCAGCUUUUCUCGAAUCGCCUAUAUCCUCCCGGCGAAUGAGAGCUUCGGCCCCUUGCAGAUCUCUCUGGGAAGGACUGUGAAGGACAUAUUCAAGUUCAUGGUCCUCUUUAUUAUGGUGUUUCUUGCCUUUAUGAUUGGCAUGUUCAUAUUGUAUUCUUACUACCUUGGGGCUAAAGUCAAUGCUGCUUUUACCACUGUAGAAGAAAGUUUCAAGACUUUGUUUUGGUCAAUAUUUGGAUUGUCUGAAGUCACUUCUGUUGUGCUCAAGUAUGAUCACAAAUUCAUAGAGAAUAUAGGAUAUGUUCUGUAUGGAAUAUAUAAUGUAACUAUGGUCGUUGUUUUGCUCAACAUGCUCAUUGCUAUGAUUAAUAGCUCAUAUCAAGAGAUUGAGGAUGACAGUGAUGUAGAAUGGAAGUUUGCUCGCUCGAAACUUUGGUUAUCUUACUUUGAUGAUGGAAAAACAUUACCUCCACCCUUCAGUCUAGUUCCUAGUCCAAAGUCAUUUGUUUAUUUCAUCAUGCGGAUCAUUAACUUUUCCAAAUGCAGAAGGAGAAGACUGCAGAAGGAUAUAGAAAUGGGAAUUGGUAACUCAAAGUCCAGGUUUACAAAGUGCUUUGCUGUACAUUUGAACCUCAUGCAACGCUGUAAGGUAGGUAUUAUUAUUACUCCCAUUUUAUAGAUAAGACAGCUGAAGUCAUUACAACUCACUCAUGCAAGGUCACAGGGGUUCGCCAGUGUGAGGCAUUUAUGCAGUUCCUGUUUUCCAGCAUCAGAGUCUAGCUCUUUCUGCUGGACCUGGCUACCUCCUGCUCAGAAGCUGAGGCUCUGGCUUGGUUUCUGCCCCUCUUCCUCCCAACAGGCCAUGCCUUUGGCUGCAGCUUAGCUGGUCUCUUAAAGGAGUUGGGCUCUAAUUGCCAUUCUGGGUGACUCUUGCUACUGCUGAGAUGGACUUUGUUACUCUGGGAAUUGGACUAUUAUUCUCUGAGGCUUUAUUAUUUGAAAAGGAAGUUGUUCAAGUAUGGGAACUCAACUCUAGCAUGUCACACCUUCAAGUUUUCUUCCUGUAGGCAACUGAUUUCACUAACUUCUGAGUUUCACUGACUUCACUGACUUAAUUCCCAAUACUGUCAUAAUGCAGAAGGGGAGAAACACGAAGAGGCUGAAGAGAGCACAUUCAGAUGGCAUGUGGCCACCUAGACCCCAGUUUGUUUGCUUUAAAGCAGCUUGCUUGCAGGGAUAUGGGGAACAGAUGAUAUUCUCUGUUCAGACUGUCCUCUCCUGCCUACAUGGUACCACUGGCAGGAAGAAUAGCUUUCCUCAGGGCAGUUGCUGGAGACAGAAGGAAGGUUGAGCACAGAUUUCUCAGGAGCCAUGCUGCUUAGCCUCCCCAUCUCCCCAUAGCAGGUUAAAAACUGCCAUUUUGAUUUUAUUUUUAAAGUUGUACGUGGAGCUGCCUUUAUCACUUUAAUCUUAUUAAUCGUCAUAGAUAAUCUCUGUGUCCUGAGUUUAGUUAAAAAAAAAAUUGGAGAAAUUAUGUUUCUGUUUUUCUUUUUUAGAAGAUAGGGAAGAGACUCAAGAAAUCAAUCUUUUACAGCUAACCCCAGUCAACGGUCAGAGACUGACCUCUAGUGGCAAAAUAGGAGAAUUAAUACCAGGGAAGCUCUACCUGUCAACAGAGACUGCCCUCUAGUGGCAAAAUCGGAGAAUUAUCACCAGGGAAGCCCUACUAGUCGACAGAGACUGACCUCUAGCGGCAAAAUAGAAUUAACUUUGUUCCCCGAAGUUUUUUUCCUGCCACUAUUGAAAAGAGGGCAAAAUCAAGAGAACCAUUGCCUAUCAGUGCCAUUUCCUACCCGCCUAGUAUCCCGCCUCUUCCAGAGUUAUGAUGGUGGAAAGGCAGGUGGUGGAGUGAGUACAUAUUUUUGGAUAAAGGUACCUGCCUUUGAAUCACAUCUUAUAGGUAGUAGCAUAUCUGCAAAUAAAAUGCAGGCCCUGUUCAUGUACAUGAAGGGUAGACAGUAAGGAGCUUCUCUUCUUGCUUUCUGUUUCUACCCACUCAAAAGUUAAACCUUGAAAAGAAAAAGAGAAAGGAAAACCAAAUACUUGAGUCCAAUUCUGUUCAAAGUGGUGAACCUGACACAGUCUAAGACCAAGACACUUAGCAAGACAUGUUUUGCUCCUGUUUUGCCAAAUGAUAUAAUCUGAACAUGUAGUGUGUUUCUGUUCAAAUGUAGGAGAGGAACCAGACUCAAGCAGAUGGAGUUGCUUCAUGUAACUUCUUCCCAAAUCCAUGAAGGCAUUUUGACAAAGUAUACAAGGACCCCAGGAACAAUUGUUUAACACCAGCCAACUUAAAAAAAAAUUUUUUUUUCAAGAAAAAAUUUUAAAAAAUAUAUUUUUUCAAUAGUUUUAUUACAGGACAUUCUGCCAACAUUUUGAUAAAUGUGAGCACAUUACUCACAUUAAUUUUUGCCUUUGGAAAUCAACUCAGCUUCCAUAAAACGUCCCUCGGAAAUGUUGACUCCAGAAAUGUUAUCAAGGAGGAUAAAGUAGAUUGUAUUUAUGAUUUCCAAAUAAAUGUAUUCUAAUUUACUAGGUUAAUUGUAUUUUU